UUUGAGAACGGCCGCUUGAGUCACUUUGUGGAUGGAAGAGGUGCUCCAGGGAGCUGGAUGUCUCUGGUGAAGUGCGCGCGCUUUCCCGAGGAGCAGAACCUGAUUGCGGUCCAGUGUGAAGGACAGAUAUACUACGAGGCCUGCAAAGAGACCCGAGCCGGCCAAGAACUGUUGGUCUGGUAUGGAGACUGCUAUGUGCAGUUUUUGGGUAUUCCUCUCACCCUCAAAGAGUUUAUUGAUGACACUGAACUGCUACCAACUGAAGACUCUGGAGAGGGUUUCAAGUGUGAUCGCUGUGGUAAAGUGUUUGCUUACAAGUACUACAGAGACAAACACCUGAAAUACACGCGCUGCGUGGAUCAGGGCGACAGGAAGUUCCCCUGCCACCUCUGCAAUAGGUCUUUCGAGAAGAGAGACCGGCUCCGCAUCCACAUUCUCCAUGUGCAUGAAAAACACAGACCACAUAAGUGCUCCGUGUGCGGCAAAAGUUUCUCGCAGUCCUCCAGUCUAAACAAACACAUGCGCGUGCACUCGGGAGAGCGGCCUUACAAAUGUGUUUACUGUAACAAGGCGUUCACGGCCUCCAGCAUCCUCCGCACGCACAUCCGCCAGCACUCCGGCGAGCGG
Sinocyclocheilus anshuiensis is the source of this 627-nucleotide messenger RNA. Its product is annotated as PR domain zinc finger protein 14-like. Gene Ontology annotation, cellular component: nucleus. Gene Ontology annotation, biological process: regulation of transcription by RNA polymerase II. The transcript is spliced from 4 exons. The record is from RefSeq and is a predicted model, not a curated record. Gene Ontology annotation, molecular function: RNA polymerase II transcription regulatory region sequence-specific DNA binding; protein binding. The annotation marks the transcript as partial. NCBI's taxonomy places the organism in Eukaryota, Metazoa, Chordata, Actinopteri, Cypriniformes, Cyprinidae.